AUGAAAGAGGAGAAAUACUUGCCUGAGCUGAUGGCAGAAAAAGAUAGCCUGGAUCCAUCUUUUGUGCACGCCUCGCGCCUGCUAGCCGAAGAAAUUGAAAAAUUUCAAGGUUCUGAUGGAAAAAAGGAAGAUGAAGAAAAGAAAUAUCUUGAUGUCAUCAGCAACAAAAACAUAAAGCUCUCAGAAAGGGUAUUGAUUCCUGUCAAACAGUAUCCAAAGUUCAAUUUUGUGGGGAAAUUGCUUGGACCAAGAGGAAACUCCUUGAAGAGGCUACAGGAAGAAACAGGUGCUAAAAUGUCUAUCCUGGGCAAAGGAUCAAUGAGAGAUAAAGCAAAGGAAGAAGAACUAAGGAAGAGUGGGGAAGCCAAAUAUGCACACUUGAGUGAUGAACUUCAUGUAUUAAUUGAAGUGUUUGCUCCACCUGGGGAAGCUUAUUCACGUAUGAGUCAUGCAUUGGAAGAGAUUAAAAAAUUUCUGGUUCCCGACUACAAUGAUGAAAUUCGUCAGGAACAACUACGUGAAUUAUCUUACUUAAAUGGCUCAGAGGACUCUGGUCGUGGCAGAGGUAUUAAAGGCAGAGGGAUCAGAAUAACUCCCACAACUCCUUCAAGGGGCCGUGGGGGUGCCAUUCCUCCUCCCCCACCACCUGGACGAGGCGUUCUCACCUCUAGAGGGACCACUGUGACCCGUGGUGCUCUUCCAGUGCCCCCUGUAGCAAGAGGCGUCCCUGCCCCGCGAGCACGGGCAUCACCCACUGUGCCAGGAUACAGGGCACCCCCUCCUCCAGCCCAUGAGGGGUAUGAAGAGUAUGGUUAUGAUGAUGGCUAUGGGGGUGAAUACGAUGACCAGACAUAUGAGACUUAUGACAAUAGCUAUGCCACCCAAGCACAAAGUGUGCCUGAGUACUAUGACUAUGGUCAUGGAGUAAGUGAGGAUGCCUAUGACAGCUACGCACCAGAAGAAUGGGCCAUGACCCGCUCCAGCCUGAAGGCACCACCACCAAGGUCAGCCCGAGGGGGAUACAGGGAGCACCCCUAUAGUAGAUACUGAGGGUUCUCCUCGCCUGUGACCUCACCUCAAAGACAAUUCAUAGCCUGUGGUCUCCACAUAAACAGC
Molecule: messenger RNA, 1116 nt
Organism: Lagenorhynchus albirostris (white-beaked dolphin)
Lineage: Eukaryota; Metazoa; Chordata; Mammalia; Artiodactyla; Delphinidae
Gene: KHDRBS2
Product: KH RNA binding domain containing, signal transduction associated 2
Exons: 9
Coding region: 1-1050 (349 amino acids)
Biological process (GO): regulation of alternative mRNA splicing, via spliceosome
Cellular component (GO): nucleus
Molecular function (GO): poly(A) binding; mRNA binding
Source: RefSeq, a predicted model, not a curated record